AAUAGGCUUGGCAUGCGUUUAUCCACCUCCCGAUUUGAACAGCACAGUACCCCGCACAGGGAUCACCACUGAUUGAGCUCGAUACCUAAGCUAUAGAUACAGUCCAUCAUCGCACCAGAACGAAGAGAUCAGUGGCAGGCAUGGUAUGCUACUUCUUCCAACAUUCAAAAAUGCUUCUUCAUUUGGUGUUUCUGGCUCUUCAGCUGCAUCUUGCAUUUGCGGAUGAUUCACCCCUGGAGGUGUUCCAAGUGGAAGCACCAUUGAGAGCAACUUAUGAGGGAGCAAGCUGUCAACAGGUCGUGGUUCAGCAUGAAUUCGCUGCGAGUUAUGGAACCCCAUACGUUGGUAAGUAUGCACUCUCCAUAUCAUUUUUUUCUUGAGACUGAUAUAAGCGAAGGGACGUAUUCUCCGCCAAAAGAUUGUGAAUUUUCCACCACUAUCUUUAACAUUUCAGUGACAUCAUCUGGAAUAAAUUAUGACAGACUCGGGCUUCUGUAUUUUGGGGAUAUCGAGGUACUGUUGUUGUAUAUCAACCGUAGUAGAGUCCUAUUGACACUUCAGGACAGGUCUGGCGUAUGACAACUGCCAUGCCCGUGCGGACAGGUAUUUUUUGGAAUUAUCAGAAAGACGUCACGGUUUUCGACACCCUUAUUCGAUCUGAGCAGACGGUUAUCAUGGGUCUAGACAAUAUUUAUAAUUCGGUCUUCACUGGAACCUAUAAUGUUACCAUCACAGCUCUCUACUUCAACGACGGAGAAGCUUUGACACCUGCGGAAAUGAUUCUGCCCAUCUCAACAGAAUCUUCCUGUGACAACAAAAUUUCUGUCAUCUCACUGCCAGAUGGUGAUGGAGCCACUUCAAUCGUUUUCCCGCGAAAUACUGAGAGGGCUGUUGUCAGUAUUCUAGCUUCUGGUAAUGGGGCGGAGGAAUUUUGGUAUAGAAACGUCUUGACCGAGCAUAUAAAUACCUUCAACAAUACGAACCUCUCCGGAUAUAGCCCGUUCCGAGAAGUUCAGCUUCUGAUUGAUGGGGAAUUGGCAGGCGCAAGCUGGCCUUUUCCCAUCGUAUUUACUGGUGGAAUCAGUCCUGGUUUGUGGGUCCCAAUAGUGGGAAUUAAAACUUAUGAUCUCCCGAGUUUCGAGAUUGAUAUCAGUCCAUGGCUAGGGGUUUUGUGCGACGGAACAGAACACAAGUUGGAGAUCAAGGUUGUGGGUUACGAUUCGGAGACAACGUUGGGUACUGUUGGCUCGAACUGGUGGGUUUCUGGAAGUGUAUUCGUAUGGAUCGAUCACCAUGGGAGUCAAACCAUCGGAACUGUAAGCAAAUCCUACUUAACUUUUGAUUCUAUUCAAUCUUUUAACUCUUUCUCAGCCUGUUACAUCAAACUUACCACCACCGGAUUUUCACUCCUCGUCCCAAUUCACGACCGACUUCGGCUUAAAUGCCAGUCUCUGGUCCGAAUUGACUGCUCGUCGCAGUCUCUCUCACACCUCAUCAGUCACCACGUCUACCGGAACACGUCAACUUACAUUUUCCCAAGACCUCUCGUAUGGUAACCUCCAAAACUACUCCGCAAGCAGCUUCAACAAGACACUAUGGUCACAAAGCAAAGGCACCACCUCCUUUACCUCAUUCUUCAACGACACUUUGAUUGAAAACUCUUUUGCCUACCCUAUAUCCUUCACCACAGAUCUCAUCAACCCCGAGGAUUUCCAAACCACAAACUCCACCCUAGUAGCAUGGCUCGAGCGCUCAGCUCAGAGCUCUACGGUUCCAAUCUUGUCGUAUCUUACCAACCAGGCUUCCGCUCAGGUUCCAGGGGUCGUAACGACACGACAGAAAGGAAGUGGUACUUAUUUUUGGAACAAUACUUAUUAUGAGUUUGCGGGGGCUAUCGAUCCCGCAAUUGGAACAAAUGGGACUACAGAGCAGUGGUAUUCUUCUAAGGGGUUUCUGGGUGAGUAUGGGAGGCAUGUUCAGGCUGUUGAUGGGUAUGAACCUGUUUUGAUCCUGGAUGGGGAGCAUGACCACGUUAUUCAGAUGACUUAAGAUCUAGGUUGAGGGGUUCGAAAGUGACGAGUUGAAACAGAUGUUCUCCGGUUGUUUGUAUCGGUAUUUAACUAUCGUCUACGGAAUGGCCUAGAUGCAUGGCACUAUUCAAUAACGGCCGCAGCCGAG
Messenger RNA from Hymenoscyphus albidus, 2178 nucleotides. The record is from the annotation of a GenBank genome assembly. NCBI's taxonomy places the organism in Eukaryota, Fungi, Ascomycota, Leotiomycetes, Helotiales, Helotiaceae.